Prorocentrum cordatum is the source of this 3681-nucleotide messenger RNA. Lineage: Eukaryota; Dinophyceae; Prorocentrales; Prorocentraceae. The record is from the annotation of a GenBank genome assembly.
AUGCCUCUGGCGGACCCGGGCCGUCGGGUUCAGUCGGCCUGCCCCCAUGAUGAUGGCGGGCUCUUGCCGUUCGAGCAGCUGGUCUCCGCAGAUGUCACCGUGCCAGCGGGGAAGCGCUAUUUGGUCAGCCAGCCUGCUCGGGUCGCGACGCUCACUAUCCCAGCGGGCAGCGAGCUCGUGUUCGCCGACGCCCCAGGCCUGGUCCUCACGGUGGACACCGUGACAGUCUUUGGCAAACUCAGGUUCGGCUCUGACACCUGUCCGUUGCUGUCGGACGGCAUCGGCAUCACCUUCGCAAGCGGCGGCGGGCUGGUCGUGGAGGGUGGCGGCGUGCUUGACCUGCACGGCAAACCCUAUGCGCCGACGUGGACCAGGCUGGCGCAGACCGCCGCGGCGGGGUCCACGACGCUGCGCUUGCAGGACCCCGUGGACUGGGAGGCGGGGCAUGAGGUGCUGGUCGUCACCUCGGCCUGGGAGGACACGCCCGGCAAGCACGAAAACGAGGUCUUGCGCGUUGCCUCUGUCGGCUCGGGCGGCACGGUGGUCAGCCUUGAGGGCCCCCUGGCGCACGCUCAUUAUGGUGGCCAGGAGUACGCCACCGAGGUGGCGUUGCUGUCGCGCAGUAUCACGCUCCAGGGCGACAUCACCAGCGAGACGACCAGGAAGGGCGGGCACACUGUCUGCAAGGGUGCUGCAACCUGCCGGGUAAGUGGUGUUCGCGCUUACCGGAUGGGCCACGAGAACGUCAUGGGGAGGUACCCGUUUCACUUGCACAUGAUGAGUGAUGUGCAGGGCGCCUCUUAUUUCGAGGGUUGCGUCGUGCAGCGGAGCUACUUCCGUGCCUUCACCAUCCAUGGCACAUCUGGGGCACUGGUCUCACGUGGCGUAGCAUAUGACGUAUCUGGAAGCGCCUAUUACCUGGAAGAUGGCGUGGAAGAGAACAACCGUCUCGAGUUCAACCUUGCAGCGCACGUGCACAUCAUAAAGCCCCUCUCGCACUAUGGGUGGGGCCAGGAUGGAGUAGAGCUGGACUCCGAGCCCGACAGGAUCUUGCCCGUAGACGCAACGGCUUCUGGCUUCUACUGCACUAAUGCGAACAACCGUUGGGUGGGGAACAGUGCCAGUGGAGGCUUCACUGGCUUCCACUUCCCACGAGUGCCCAACGCCUUGGGCGACAGCUACUGGAAGGAUCCCAGCUACGAGCCUGAGUCGCUCGACCUGCUCGAGUUUGAGUUGGGCUCGUGCAUCUACAUCGGUGGCAAGCUCUGGCAGGACAGCCCCGGCAGCGACCGCUACAGCUACACGUCGGGCCGUGAUUGGACUGGCGAGCGCAAAGCCGGCAAUUUCCGCCUCACGAACACGAGAUUCUUCGCCUGCAGGCUCGGCCUGCUGUUCUGGGGCGCUGCGGGGCGACAGCCCAGCCUGUCACUGGAGGGCGUGGAGGCCCACGACUCGUGGAGGCUGUCCGCCCAGCUGGGCCUGACCUACAUCCGCGGAGCGGUGAUCUCCAGCCACACGGGCAACACCGCCGAGGACUUGCCCGGCAGGUGCUCGGGCUUCCAGCUCUACGACACGGACGCCCAGACCGUCAUGGUGGACGUCCUCUUCCGCAACUUCGACCGGCCCGGCGACGAGUGCAUCCUGGACAUGACUCACAGCAAUGUCAUGAAGCAGGCGGGCAUGUUCGACUCCAGAGGCCUGGUAUUCGAGAACACGCCCUACGCGAAUCGCUUCCGCCACGAGAAGCGGCUCGCCUGUGAGACCACGCACCGCGACUCCUGCCUGGGCAACUGCUGGGGCGAUUGCCUUGGCGUGACGGGGUCCUCCCAACUUUCGAACAUCAUCGACCUGGACGGCAGCAGCGGCGCGGGCGGCGGCUCGGAAACCGGCGGCUUCAUCUUGGGAUCAGACGACAGCGCUUCCGAGACGGCAGGGGCGACCAACGAGUGGUGGCUGCUCGACGACGCGUGCACCCACGAGUCGCAGUGGGGCUUCUUCGCGUGCCCCCUCCAGGGCAAGCGGGGCAAGAGGUCCGUCGUCAGUCUGUGGCUCGAGAAAGGGAUGUGGGACUCUGCGCCAGACACCAGAAUGUACAUCCGCAUUGCGCCGGACCCGAUGGAAGGUAGCGUGUACCACUUCGGCAGCGUCAGCAGGCGGCUCCGCCUCGGCCUGGCAGGAAGCCCGCAGAUCACUGGCGCAUGCUGCGACGUAGGCUGGUACCUGCACCUGCCAGACGGAGCGCUGCCAGAGAUGACAAUCUUCUUGGACCAGAUGCCCGCCGACGAUGGCCUGAUCUUCUCAACAUCUUACCCUGUCGGCGCAAGUCUGACUGUGGAGCGGUUGCGGAAGUACGUGUUGGCUGCUGUGAGCCCCCACGCUUCGAGUACUGGUCACGGCAAGUUCGAGGUACGGAUUAGGUCGGAGCUAACUGUUGAUUUUAACAGUAAGGUUCAUUUUGAGGUUACGGGUAAGGAAGUGCUCGACAGUGCUCUUGGCGACAUCUUCUUCGUCGACACGCAGGGCAGGCUUUUCCUAAAGCUCGUCAACGAGAAGGCGAGCUUCUUCGAGGCUGCAGGCGUGAAGCAGCUCCAGAUGACGCAGCGCUGGGGCUGGGGCAUCGGAUUCCGGUACAAAGUCAGCCAGUCCACGCUGGCGCCUGCGGCCUCUUCUUGCUGCGCUGACUUCGUGGAUUGGCCUAGCAUCGACAACGGGGUUACCUGCAAUGACUGCACGGCGCUCGUGCUCACGGCCCCCUACGGCGGUCGGUGCGACGCGUACUGCGAGAGCUUCGGCCACGUGUGCGUGGAGGCAGCAGAGGAGGUCUCGGAGACCUGCCAGGUGGACUACAAGGCGGCGUCUUGCAGUGUCCCCAUCUCCGGCACCUCGGACAUGCUCUGCUCGUGCCGGCUGCUGUCGUGUGCCGUCGGGAGCCCUGGCACGGACAGCCACAAUGUCCGUGGCAUGGGCCUUGGCUUGCAUGGAGUAUGUCCGCCUUGCGCCAUCGCGUUGGAAUUUGAGUUCCUCUGCAGUACAGUUGCGAAGCAGAUGAUGGUGUUGUCCAGCGGUCCCUGCGUGCAGAGGAAUUGCUCGUACGAGUGCAGCAUAUGCUACAGGAGUGGCCUCUGUUUGCAAGGCACCGCCUCUGUCGCGUUCGUCUCCGAGGCCGACUUAGCGAACGCAACGGCCACCAUGACGGAGCGGCUGAGGCGGAUGAAGGAGGCCAUGGACGUGAAGCUCGCCUCGAGCUUCGAGGUCGUGGACGGGAGGCUUGCGCAGGACCGACAGGCCGCCCAGGACGAGCUGAAGGAGUUCAUCGCGGACGCGCAAAGGAAGCUCGAGUCCAUGCAGCUCCAGGAGCAGCGCCUGCGCCUGGCGGUGCGCCACGGGGCGCACGGCAGGUGCUGCUGCGCCGCGCUGUCGCGGGCGCGCUGCGAGUGGGUCGACUUCGGCCUGCUGAGCGGCCACGCCCACUCCUGCCCGGCCGAGAGCGGGCAGGACUAUGUCGACCACCACACGGUCCUCUCCAAGAGCCAGGGCGAGGCCGUGACGGUGGACACCCUCAUCGACUCCUGCCUGGGGUCGCAGGGUUGGCACGUCCACAUCGACCACCGCGGCGACGCCCAGGAGGACAUGCUGUCCCCUGAGACGCGCCGCCUCGUUGAGCAGCUCCAUGAGCCGUGA